AUGAGACAGUCUCUCCGCUUUGCUCGCGCGUCUUCCGGGCUGGCCGCCGCGCUUUCCUCCGCGCCGAAGACUCCAGCCGCUCUGAGGCUGUCCCAGCUGGCACAGCUUCGCAAUACCUGUGUCACAGCCCAGCCAUUGACCUUCGUCCGGCAGGUCCGGCUCAACCACGCCGAUGCUACGAAGACUUCUUCUGAGUCUGAGGCUGAGGCAGUGGCCCCCGCAAGGUCACCCGUCGAACCGCCCGUGGAUGGGUCGACCCUCGUCGACCAUGUAGCCGGCGCACCUGGCGAAGAGAGCGUGGUGACGCCGCCCGUUGAGGAGGGGGAAGAGCAGUGGCACGUGCCGCGGCGGUACCGGCGCAAGGAUAAGAUCGACCUGCCGCUGAACCAGCGCUACGACGAGAAGCGAAGGAUGGUGUUCCCGAACCGGCUGCGCGACGAUUACGGCGUGAUGCAGUGGAACGCGACGACACUGCGUGUCCGCUACUCCGACUCCGACAAGCCGCUGGACCUGCCGACGCUGUUCCUGCGCGAUGGCUGCCAGUGCCCCAAGUGUGUUGAUCCCAGCUCGGGCCAGAAGACCUUUUCGACUACCGACCUCCCCGAUGCUCCCUCCAUUAUGUCUGCGCGGGCCAUGCCCGACGGCACGGUCGAGAUCAUCUGGCACAACGAUCCCCUGUCCGAAGGGGGUAAGCAUCAGACGCUGCUCAAGCCCGAGCUUAUCAAGCGCUGGCGCGAGGGCGACAACACCACUCGUGGGCAGAACAUCCCCUCUGGCCCCAUGAUCCCCUGGGACCGGGCAAUGUACCAGGCCCUCCUCAACAAAGGCUGGUGCCGCGUGAAGUACAAGGACUGGAUCCACAACGACAACGCCUUCUGGUCGGCCUUCCACGACUUCUGCCGGACGGGCCUCCUCUUCGUGACCGACGUGCCAGAAGACGAGGCCUCCGUCGAGCGCAUCGCCAAGCGCAUCGGCCCCCUCCAGCACACCUUCUACGGUUGGACCUGGGACGUGCGCUCGAAGCCACGCGCCGAAAACGUCGCCUACACCAACGUCUUCCUCGGCCUGCACCAAGACUUGAUGUACCACAACCCGAUCCCUCGCGUUCAGCUCCUCCACUGCCUGGCCAACUCCUGCGAGGGCGGAGAGUCCCUCUUCGCCUCGGGCAUCCGCGCCGCUUACGAGCUGCAACAAACCGAUCCGAUCAACUACGGCGUGCUGACGCGGUACGACACUCACUACUGCUACGACCGCAACGGACACUACUAUCACGCGCGGCGGUGCACCAUCGUCGAGGGUCUCCCGGGAGGUCCCAUCAUGACGCAUUGGGCCCCACCCUUCCAGGGCACACAGCGGCGGCUUAGCGGCCCCGUUCAGCCGAGCCUGCUGCGCUGGAAGCGGGCGGCGACAGCGUUCCAAAAGACGAUUGAGGACGAGCGCAACAUGUAUGAAUACAAGCUCAAGCCGGGCGAGUGCGUCAUCUUUGACAACCAGCGCGUGCUGCAUGGUCGUAGGGAGUUCCAGACCACUCAGGGGUCGAGAUGGCUCAAGGGCGCGUACAUCUCGCCGCAGGUGUUUGCGGCAAAGGAGACGGAGCUCGCGCACCGCCUGGGCAGGAGGUUCAUUGACAAGGAUGAGAUCAUGGCGUGGGUGAGCCAGGAGAGGAAGCUGGUCCGGGACACGCUGCCGGAUGAGCUGAAGGAGAAGGUCAACCUUGUGGAGGAGGACCGCCUAUUUGAGGGCGCUGAGAGGCUGCACAAAGCUAUGAAGGAGGAGUUGAAGACUGUAAAUAACUGGCGCAGGUAUUUGGAGGAGCACCAGUCGGAGGGCGAGCAGGCUGAGGUGUCUCAGUAA
Messenger RNA from Thermochaetoides thermophila DSM 1495, 1854 nucleotides. RefSeq names its product gamma-butyrobetaine hydroxylase-like protein. Bases 1 to 1854 code for a protein of 617 amino acids. The record is from RefSeq and is a predicted model, not a curated record. The transcript has a single exon. NCBI's taxonomy places the organism in Eukaryota, Fungi, Ascomycota, Sordariomycetes, Sordariales, Chaetomiaceae. Gene Ontology annotation, cellular component: mitochondrion. Gene Ontology annotation, molecular function: oxidoreductase activity. Gene Ontology annotation, biological process: carnitine biosynthetic process.